UGGUAGCUCCAGGUCAUCUCAUCCUUCCAUCAGUUUUAUUGAGGAUGACGUGGAUGUUAUGAUUAUGAAGAAUGGCGUCCUCUCCAAAAUCAUCCCAAAAAGAGGCUGUAGCAGGACCUCUCUGACAUCAAGCAACUCUGGGUCCUUUUCACCCAGUCUUCCUAAAGGCCAACAUUCUUCGUCUCCAAGAUGAAGCGACAUGUCAUAUGGAAUGGUGGCUCAAAAUAUGACUUCACCCAAAUUCCCAGUCGGAGGAGAAGGUCAAACAGGGGUGGAUGGACAGUGGCCUUUGCAGCAGGAGGUAAUGCACCCACUAGCUGACCCUCCGGCGCUGACUGACCCCCCAGUCCUGGCUCCUGUAAGUGCCCAUUGUUCCUUUGGAGUUUCAUUUAUCGUCCAAUAAAUCACAAGCACACAAAUCUGGGUGCAGUCGUGACCUACUGGCUUCAGGCUUGGAACUGGAGGGUUGCCGGUUUGAUCCUCAACCAGUGGGAACAGCUGAAGUGCCCUUAACCCCUCACUGAAACCUGGAUUUUUUUGCCAUUGCUACAUUUCCUUUGCAAUACAGUAUAUUUGGUUGUUACUUGGUUACUGUUACGUUGUUACCUUUCUAUUGUUUUUAGGAAAUGGAGCAGUGUGCCUUACAGCAGACCACCCCAAUUGAGAUGGUCAAUUCUUAUAUUGCUCAGCUGAGGCCGCAUUCAGCUGUCAGGGUGUGCAAUUAUGCUGUUUCAGCAUUUUCACUUCCUGACUUCAGUGUGAAGCAGAUGACAAUGACAGUGUUUUUUUUUUUCUUUCUACUGAUGUUCACUACUUAAUCACUGCAUUCAGCAGUUCAAUUGCAAUAUAUGUAUUUGUUUUAUUUGUUUCCAUUUCCUUUAGGAAAACAAAUAUGUUUUUGAAUUGUUGAGAGAUGUAGCAAGCUCCUCCCCGAUGGCCAUGGAUGGGUUUACUGCUGCUCCUGCUCCAGGAGGGAGAAUGAGUUAAUCCAAGCCAUGGCCAGAGUCAUUUCCUCGGAGAGACGAAGAGCAGAGCAGUAUUGCCUCCAUGUCCUUGCACUAAAACAAGUAGUGGAGGACUUUGACAGGGCCUUUGGCUUUCAUCCCAGCAUGCAUGACUAUGAACAUAGCUAUGCCUCUGCUGAUGCCUCCCUGCAAGGAUGUGAGGAGGUAUUCCACAUCUCUGAAAGGGACGUGUGUGUGAAAGCACACUCAGGCCAAUAUGAUGUGGUUCGCUGUGGAACGAAGAAGGCGUGCCUCACAUCUGUGGCCAUGUGGGCCCAUUGCCUUUCGACCGGUGCCUGGCUCAGUCCGCCAUUCCCCCGAGGUACAACGCCCAGUCCCAUCUUCCCAUGCUUUUACGGGACAGGGCAUGCACAAAGUCCCAGUCAUAUGAGGGGUGUCAUUAACCCGGAGUUGAUGGCAUCAAUCCAGGAGGCCAGUCAGUCAAGGGCUACUAAUUUGGCACCGAGAGGCCGCAGUACAGAUGUCCAAGGUGACGAUGAAAUGGAGGCAAUAAAAACCUUAGACGCUGACACUAUUACAUACCAUGUCCUUAAGGUUGUGAUAUCGUCAUUGGCCAAAAAAAAAAAGAAUUUCUGGACAGUGGAGAACCAGCCAGAUUGGUGGCCUGAAUCUCUACCCUUCGCUUCACCCAGCCACAAAUUUACUGUGAAAGGUGUGGAAAGGAAGCCCCUCCCAGAAAGAGCUAAAGGAGAUCCUGAAGGCCUACCAGGCCCACCUUAAAAAUAAAAUAUAAAUGAAU
This is a messenger RNA of Alosa sapidissima (American shad), 1764 nucleotides long. RefSeq lists its product as uncharacterized. The transcript has 9 exons. NCBI's taxonomy places the organism in Eukaryota, Metazoa, Chordata, Actinopteri, Clupeiformes, Clupeidae. Bases 996 to 1745 code for a protein of 249 amino acids. The record is from RefSeq and is a predicted model, not a curated record.